UUUCACUUGCACUGCCAAGCGUGCGAAGACAUUGACAAACAUGGCUGCGCCCAGCAGUUGAACUUUUUCUUAUUAUUUGACAGAUCUAAUUCGUGCUCUUUUCAAAUUUGAGAAUGGUUAAGAAUUGUGACCUGUACAGAAAUAAAACCAUCCUUGCGCCUAUGGUACGAGUUGGAACCUUACCCAUGAGACUGCUGGCUGUGCGGUACGGGGCUGACUUGGUUUACUGUGAGGAGAUCAUUGACUUCAAAAUUCUAAAAUCGAACAGAGUGGAAAAUACUGCACUCGGAACGGUGGACUUUGUUUUGAGUGAUGGCACCAUCAUAUUUAGAACCUUACCAGAGGAGAAGGAGAACCUCAUAUUCCAAAUAGGUACUGCUGAUGCAAAGAGAGCACUAAAAGCCGCCCAGAAAAUACAAGACUUGGUGUCUGGUGUGGAUGUUAAUAUGGGCUGUCCUAAAGAAUUUUCAAUCAAGGGAGGAAUGGGAGCUGCUCUACUGACUCAGCCAGAAAAGAUUAAAGAGAUUCUGACUACUCUUGUCGAUGGACUCUCAAUUCCUGUAACCUGCAAGAUACGAGUUUUACCUGAUUUUGAGGACACAUUGAAGCUAGCCAAACUUAUCGAGGGAACCGGAGUAUCAGCAUUAGGUGUCCAUGGGCGUACAAAAGAAGAGAGACCAAGGCAUACCAAUCGUAAUGAUGUCAUCAAGAAAAUUGCUGACACACUCUCUAUACCAGUCAUUGCCAAUGGUGGAUCAAAAGAAAUCAAGGUGUUUGAAGACAUUGCUGUGUUUAAACAGGCCACAGGCUGUUCCUCUGCGAUGAUAGCCCGGGCUGCUGAGUGGAACCCCACUAUCUUCAGGUCCGAAGGCAAGCUUCCACUGCUGGAAGUGGUCAAGGAAUAUGUUAAAGCUGCCAUUGAGUGGGACAACAAUUGGGUGAACACAAAGUACUGUGUGUUACAGAUGAUGCAUGAUAACAUGUUGGACUAUCAAGAAGGGGAGCUAACUCAAGCAUCAACAAGCAUGGAGGACAUCAGUGAUAUAUGGGGACUUAAGGACUACUACCUCAAGGUCAAAGACAACCUUUCCAGGAAACACGCAGAUGAAGAAUCCCGUGAGAUGGUAACCAUAGAAACAAAGGAAGAUGGUGGCUACAGGAUAUGUAUGCCACUCAGGUUUGAAAAGAAGGACUUCUCAAGCAAGAUAAGCCCCAAACUGAAACUGUUUGAGUGGACCAAAAGCAAGAAUCUCUCCAAACCAGUCUAUAACACGACUGAGAGAUGUGAAGACAGGAAUUUUAACAGUGUUCUACAUCUAAACAACAAUGAAUUCACCACGCCGUACUGGGAGAAGUCGAAACAGCUUGCAGAGCAAGCCUCUGCUGCCGUGGCAACCACAGUUCUUGAAAUCAUGGAUGGUCGCUUGGACGAUUCUUCUGAACAGCUGGAGAAAUGUAGAGUUCAGUGGAUGGGGCUUAAUUUUGAUAAAAGUUUAAUGAACUUGGAUGAUGGAAAUAAAGAUGAUUCCAUCAAGGGAGAAAACUCUGACAUUUCUAUGGAAGUCAAAAGAAAAUGUGAUGGUAAUAUAGAUGAAAAUACUAAAAGACUUUGUACAUAUCAAGAGGCUAGUUGAUGUUUAGCUGACAAAUGUUCAUUUUUAUUAAAUUACUUUGGAAAUGUC
Ostrea edulis (European flat oyster) is the source of this 1682-nucleotide messenger RNA. RefSeq names its product tRNA-dihydrouridine(20) synthase [NAD(P)+]-like. Gene Ontology annotation, biological process: tRNA dihydrouridine synthesis. Gene Ontology annotation, molecular function: tRNA binding; tRNA dihydrouridine synthase activity; flavin adenine dinucleotide binding. The transcript has 14 exons. The record is from RefSeq and is a predicted model, not a curated record. The coding region runs from base 114 to 1634 and encodes 506 amino acids. Lineage: Eukaryota; Metazoa; Mollusca; Bivalvia; Ostreida; Ostreidae. Gene Ontology annotation, cellular component: cytoplasm.